UCCCCCUCCCCCCCCCCCGAGGACGGCCCUGCUGGGAGCGUCGCCUGGCCGUCGGUCGGCGGAGGGAAAUCGGCUGCGCCACGACGAGGCUGAGGCCUACUCGACGGGAGCCGCCGGGCGCGGGAGCGGCGCUGCGGCCUAGCUGGGCCUACUGGCGGUCUGGGAGAUAACCCGGUAAAGCACGAAGAUGUCUCUUCAUGACACGCAAGCCUCGACCCUUCUUGCCUGGGUGAACAGCUUGAAGCUGGAAGACGCCCUGAAUUCUCUGUCUCAGCUCCAGGACUGCAGAGUCUUCAUCAAGAUCAUCAAUAGAAUCCAUGGCACAGAAGAGGGACUGGCUGUUCUGCAGCAGGGGCUGCCUGAGCGGGUUGCCUACAUCAGUAGCUUCCUCGAGAAGUGUUGCAAGCACAGAUCUGCCACCCGCAGCCUGGUUUCAGAGGAGAAGCUUUUAGCCGGGGACGAACUGGAAGUAUCCAAGGUGGUCAUGCUGCUGCUCUAUCAGGCUUCCAUGAGUGACAAGAUUCCUCGGGAAUGGAGCGCAGUCGAGUACGACAUUCAGGCAGAGAUGGCGAAGUUCCUGAACUUCAUGCUGUGCAACGAAGAGUGCCUCGGUGAGAAUCUGGAGAACUUUCUUCGAAAGAAAACCCCUCACCCCUCAGGCUUCUCCGGCUCCAGCAGCAGCUCAGAGGAAACUACGCCGCAGAAGUCAGAGGUGCACUUCCUGAAGCUGCAAAAGAUCGCCUCAUCCUCCAGCCUCCAGAAGUCCUCUCCCUCCCCCAUGGGUGACAUCAUGCAGACGCCCCAGUUUCAGAUGCGGAGGCUGAAGAAGCAGCUGGAGGCUGAGAGGGAGAACCGGGAUGACCUGGAGCGUGAACUGGCGGAGAAUCGCAAGCUCCUUGAUGAGAAAGAUACACAGAUGCUGGUCAUGAAGCAGCGGAUCGACCGCCUGACUCGACUCGAGAGACAAGCGGCUGACCAGGUGGAGCCCAAGGAGUUGGAGGAGCUCCGAGAGAGGAACGAAAGUCUCCUCAUGCGCCUGCACGAGGCCUUGAAGCAGUGUCAAGAUCUGAAAACCGACAAGGGCCAGACGGACCGGAAAAUGAACCAGCUCUUGGAGGAGAACGGAGAUCUCUCUUUCAAGGUAGCAGACAGGCUCCAGCCUCUCCAUUUGGGGGCCGGGGUGGCAGCAAAGGGUCGGGGUGGAUGUUGGACAGGCUGCUUUCCCCUUAGGAAAUGGCAGGGCUGUCUGAAUUCUGGGCUAGAACAGAAACAUUGCUUCUUGGAUGGGAAUUCAAGUAACCUUUUGUUCUCUUGUAGUUUCAGGGCAAUUCUGUUGGGGUUAGAGGACAGAACCCACAGGGGUUUUAGCAAAGGGGAUGUUUCUUGCAGGGCUGUCAUGAAUCCUGCAGGUUGGAGCUCUGAGGCCUUCGUGAAGUCAGAUUCAAGAGGAGCCUGCAAGGAGGAGCCUGCACAGACCUUGGAGCUCUGUCCUGUCCUUUCACUAAGCCCCAUGGGGUGGUUUUGCCAGCAUCUGUGGGCUGGGGGAGCAUUGGGGGGGCGGGUAGCAGAGCAGUGGGGAGAGGAGGGACCUGGGAUAACUGCUCUUCCCCUUCCCCCCCCCCUUUUCCAGGCAGAGGAGCUGAAACAGAAGCUGACUCAGCAAGAUAAAACCAGCCGAGCCCAGCAGCAGAAAACCAAGGUGCGUGAGCAGGAGCUCCAGAAGGAACUUGAUCACCAGAAGAAGAAGAUGGCCGACCUCCAGGAACAGCUGGACCAAAAGGAACAAGCUGCGGAGCAUUAUAAAGCCCAGAUGGAGAAGGCCAAAACGCACUAUGACUCCAAGAAGCAGCAGAACCAGGAGCUGCUGGAGAAGCUGAAAGGGCUGGAGCUGCUGGAGAAGGAGAACUCCAAGCUGAAGGCGGAGUCGGAGCGCCUGGCCCAGGAGCUGCAGCGCACCGUCCUGCAGGCGAAGGAGUCGGAGCUCAGCUGCAAGAACCUCACAAGCCGGGUCCGCGCCUUGGAGACACAGGUGGAAUUUGCCGAUCACCAGCUGAGGGAGCAGGGCAAGUUCCGGGUGGCCACAGACACGCUGAAGCAUCGCGAGACCUUCCGGCAGAGCCCAGCAGACAUCAGCACGGACAGCCUGGACCUGAGCCCCAGUGACCAAGCGCAGCCCCUCAACUCCACCAGGAAGACCCGCCGUUCCCUGUCCGAAUCAGGGGCAGCAGAACCACCCAAAGCAUCGCAGCAACUGCCCCGCAAAGUGGAGUCCUUGGAGAGCCUCUACUUCACCCCCAUCCCCACCCGGACACGGUCCAAGCGAGGGAACAGCAUCAGUUCCGGGGGCGACAUUUCCUUUGAGUCAGGCCGGAAGACGCUCUCCGCUCGACGGCGCACCACACAGGUGAUCAACAUCACUCUGACCAAGAAACAUCUCGAGCCGGAGACCCCCAACAGCACCGACGCCUCUUUCCUCAGCAUGCAGUCCUCCGGGUCGCAGGCCAGUGCCCCCAGCCAAGAGUCAGUCAAGACCCGCCUGCGUUCGGUCGCCGCCUCUUCCUCCACCCGCUCGCUGGCUAGCCUCCCCUCUCAGGAAUCCCUCGCCAGGCUCAGCGCCUCUUCCCCCGACGACUCCGCAGGCCACGCGGCGCUGAUGAGCCUGCCGGGCUACCGUCCCGCCACCCGUCGUUCCAUGAGGCACUCUGAGGCUGGAGGGGCAAGUGCUGGCGGUCGCAGCAGCCUGUACUUGGGUACUUGCCAGGAUGAGCCGGAUCACCUGGAUGAGUGGAACCGCAUAGCUCAGCUGCAGCAGCGCAACAGGGUGUGUCCGCCUCACCUGAAGACCUGCUACCCAUUGGAGUCCAGAUCAACCCAGUCACUGACCACCAUCACAGACGAGGAGAUGAAGACCGGAGACAAAGAGACCCUCCGGCGUGCCAGCAUGCUGCCCUCUCAGAUCGCGGAGGGCCCCACUACCCGCCGCAGCACACUUAGUGCCGCCUGGUUGGCUGGAGGGGUGGCCACUCGGCAACAAAGGAAGCGCUCCUCGAAUGAGCCCCCGCAGGGGCUGGGGACCCCAGAGUCCAAGAAAUCUGCCAGCUGUUUCCCACGGCCCCAGACCCCCAAGCAGCGGAACGAGGAGCUGAAGCGCAGCUCCCUCGCGGGAGGGAAGAAGGGGGCAGCCCGGGCAGCUGACAAACAGACCGAGGAGGAGCCAGUCGGCCAUGCUCAGCAUCCCCAACACUGCAGUUGGGAAAACAGGCCUCAUGCCUCGGGGCCAACCGGAAAGUGACGCCUAAAAAUUCCCCCCGGGGCAGCAGCCGGAGGUCCCCCAGGACAGCUGUGUCUCCCAAGGGCAAGGCGAACUCCAAGUCACACAAGAGUUCAAAAUUCUAACUCCAUCUUCCCCGGCUGAAAAGGCCCUCCUGUCCCACGUUCUCCCUGAGGGGAGGGAGCCGGGUGUCGCUGCCCCCCCAGCCGUCCCCAGAAGCCUCCCCCUCCCUCACUCCUCACCAGCGGGCCGCUCUCCCUUCAUGCUCUGGCGAGGCUGGAGGGACCCGGACAGCUCCCUCCUGCAGACGCCGGCCCCUGCCUGGGCCACCCCGCUCUGUUUAAAACGGGACGGCUUCUACAGUCAUUCCAGACUCCACCUUGCUGUCUGGAGGGGAAAUUCUGCACCCUCUUCCCCGCUUAAGUGCGCAGGUGGAGCAGGGCAGCAGGGUCAAUGGGGGGAGGGAGGGCGGCUUUUGCCAGCUGCUGAUGCUGCUCCCUCGGCAGAGCUCCUCAAACACCGGUGAAACAGACUCUUCCCUCCACCCCUCAAACAAUAAUAACACCUUCCUGGGGUGAGGAAGGUCUUAGCAGUUGAACCCACUCGCCGCUGGACUUUUCUAGCGCUUCUGUGAAGUGGGGAGACUCUACCUCCACCAAGCACCUCACCCCCGCCUCCUCCCUUUGUAAUUUGGCAAGGUUGCAGCUCCAGCCAUGCAGCGCUCUCUUCCCAGACAUGCCCUCCCCCCACCACCCGCGGGAGUGAGAGCUGGCUCGGGACAUCCAGGAACCCCCGGAGGAUGGCAGCUUUCUGGCCAAGGCUCCAGCAGAUGUCCUUCGGGUGGCUUUGGGGAAAACUAAGCCUCCCGGUCUUACAGCUGCCGGGUUUCAAGCUUCCCUGGGACCGGUCAGCAUCAUCGGAGAUCCGGGACGGCAAGCAAAGAGGUCCAUCUUCCUGCAGCAGCUUGGAAGGUCGUGUGGCAGCCGCUGCCCCCAAAGACCUCCUCAUCCCACAGGCAAGAGAGAACCAGCCUGGGCGAACCCCCUUUCCUCGACUCUGCAGGCUCUACUUAGCUGUGUUGCUUUGUAUUGUACUCUGUAGGCACAGGUGUGUGAGUGGGGGGAGGUGGAGAGUUCGCCGCAGUGUCCCUCCUGGAUGGGGCAGGGGCGCCCGCGGAAAGAGAGGGCAUGUCCGCAGGGGAGCUCACCCUCGCCUUGAGGGCAUGGGCAGGCUCAGGGCCAGAGCCAAGGCCUCUUGCUGCCCCUGGUGGCACAUGGCAUUCAGCGCCACAGCUCCUGGGAAGACCACGGCCCCCUCCCUGCAGGGAGUCGUCCGCUGUCGUGCUAGUCUGCAGCUGCCUCCCCUGCCUUCUCGCGUCGGGCUGCCUGUUUGUUUCCGUAAAAAGCUGGGGGAAAGAGGAGCCAGAGGCAGCAGCCGAGGAGACCAAAGCACCGAUUCCAGACGGAUCUCGUCCCCUGCCAAGCCAUAGGAGAUUCCGAGCCGAGUUGGCUCCCUUGCCGGCUGCCACAAAAGAGGGCGAUGUGAAAAAUAUUCCCCAAGUGGGCCCCUUGGGGAGGGACACUGCCGGAGGGUGGCCCCCACUAGCAGCCUUCUAAUACUCGCCUUUGUAGAGAGUUUAGCAAUCAGAAUGUGUCAUUUUAAAUAAUAAAAAUGUUUCUACUUGUAAAUAAAUGUUAUUUUUCUCCCAAUAA
This is a messenger RNA of Sphaerodactylus townsendi, 4983 nucleotides long. RefSeq names its product nuclear mitotic apparatus protein 1 (gene NUMA1). Gene Ontology annotation, molecular function: microtubule binding. Gene Ontology annotation, biological process: establishment of mitotic spindle orientation. Gene Ontology annotation, cellular component: centrosome; spindle pole; spindle microtubule. Lineage: Eukaryota; Metazoa; Chordata; Lepidosauria; Squamata; Sphaerodactylidae. The record is from RefSeq and is a predicted model, not a curated record.